Messenger RNA from Prorocentrum cordatum, 618 nucleotides. NCBI's taxonomy places the organism in Eukaryota, Dinophyceae, Prorocentrales, Prorocentraceae. The record is from the annotation of a GenBank genome assembly.
AUGUUGGAGGCCCUCAGCGUCAGCCUGCCGAAGUCGGUCGAGAAGCUGCUGCUGGUCAGCCGCAGCUUCGGCUAUGCGGAGUCCGGCGCCUUCGACCUGGGGUCCAUCUUCGGGUCCCCGGCCUCCUGGAAGGACAUCGAGCGGACUGUCGAGCGCAUGGGCCAGUAUCGGCCCCUGCAGCUGCCGCUGCGCAUCAUCUACGUGCGCGCAGGCCAGAUGCCUGCGGGAGGCGCCCCGCGGCAGGUGGUAAAGUGCACGCUUCAGGAGCCAGAGGGUGUGCCGGAGGGCAGCACCUGCACAACCACCAGCCCAGAGGGGGUGGCGAACUCGGUGAUGGUGGCGCUGAAGCUCGGCGUGGACGCCAGCUUCUUCAUCCGGGAGGAGGAGGCGCCUCCGUCCGGGGCGAAGGAGUGCGACUGGAAGGAGAUGAUGCUGCUGCUCAUCGGGCCCGAGCUCUUUCGCGCCCCCGUGGGCGACGCGAAGAGCUGCGUCAAGUUCAUACAGGACUUCGCGAAGGGGCAGGAGGGCAUGAAGGUAGCCACGACUCCCUGCGGGGCCAUCUGCAAGUUCAGGCUGUUCGGGAAGGGCACGGGCACGCCCUUUUGUAAGCUCGACUAG